GCUAGAGCCUGAUCCUAGGCAGUGAUAGACUUCAAGGCGGAUCGAGAUAUAGUUCACCUGGAACAUCGAGCAGCAGCGGCCUGGAGAAUGUCGGAAUCUCCCCAUUCGUCAGAGGUACAUAGGGACGAGCCGCCUAGGAAACGAGUCAAGUUGGCAUGUCAGGCUUGUCAAAAAAAGAGGACGAAAUGCGAUGGAGCUAGUCCGAGGUGUGGAGCAUGCGAAAGCCAAGACUUCGAAUGCAACUAUGUCGAAUCCGGUGUCAAACGCGGACCACCGAAAGGGUUCCGACCGAGAGUCCGGACAGCUACAAACUCAGCAUCUUUGGAUGAUCCACCUUUCCCUCAGCCUCCUACGGCUUCCUCGUCCACCUCUCAUCUAUUAAAAUCCCCCAAAGGGCCGUCUAGGACCAGAUAUUCGGACAACGACCCGGACGCUUUCGAAUCAGCAGCAGGUUCAUCAACCCGGACGCGACCUGACAGACAUCAAAACAGAGGUCCGGAGGAUGCUCAACAGGCCGAACAGGAGAAGGAGAGGUUCGGACCGGGGACGAAGAUUGGCCAGGGGAUCGCGCAUGAGCCGAGAUCGAGAGGUGUGCCCGGAUUGACGGCGGCUGGACAAGAGUACUUGUUGACGAUAUACUGGACGCAUAUUCAUAACAUCUGGCCGCUCAUCUACAAACCCCUCUUUGUACCCUCUCAAACACACCCAGCGUUACUGUAUAGUAUGCUAUCCAUCGCCAGCGUCAUCUCCGUACCCAUCAACUCCGCCACACCCUCGCUUCCCACUGCAGACACCCUCUUCCAGACGGCUCUCCAUCACAUACACAAGCUCACGACCAUCACCCCGUCUCAUGCUUAUCACCUGGCCGGAGGAGGGAAACGGUCCCACAUCUUUCUGUGCCAGGCGUAUGUUCUCAUGAGCUUGCGACAGACCCGGAUGGGUGACAAGGCGUCGGCAUACCUUUACGCUAGCAUGGCGAGCGGGAUGUGCCUCGAGUUGGGGUUGCAUAGGAGGGUUGGGUGGGGAUCGGGGGCGACGGGGAAAAAGCAGAGUCAAGCGGACGAGGAGCUCCGUUCACGCGUCUGGUGGUGUUGCUACAUUCUCGACAAGGUCUUGGCAGAAGAGACCGGAAGACCUGUCCUCCUUCAUGCAAGGCGUUCCACGACCCCCCUGCCCGCCUCGGCAGAAGCGGACGAAUACGAAUUAUGGCCACCACCGUCGGCUUCUGCUUUCUUGCCUUCGAGGUCGCUGAAUCGGGAAAGGUAUGAGGACGGGACAAAGUCGGAUCGGUAUGGCUCGGCGACGGUCUUCGAACCCGCUCAGGGUCGGUUAUUGAGCGCCUUUCAGACGACUUGCAAGCUCGGGGUAAUCGUCGAAGAAAUUCUCGACCUCGACGAAGAAGGACCUCGGUACGAGCGGUCUACGGGAACGGGGAAGGAUGAAGAGGAAGAGUUUCAGAAGAAGAGCAUGGAGUCGGCUUUGAGGAAAAAGGACGCGUUAGCGAAAGCGCUGGAGGACUGGUAUGCGGAUUUGCCUGACCAGUUGAACGUGGAUGUGUCGAUACCACGGCCGGCUCCUACGCAUCUGAUCGUCAAUCUAGCGUGGUAUCACUCUGCUGUAAUCUUGCUACACUCGCGCUUCAUCUCCCUGAAGCCCGACCCGAAUCCGACGACCGGGGCGAGCCAGACGGGACUUUAUGGGGAAUGUCAUCUGCUCUGUGCCAAUGCGGCGGAAUCGAUCGUCGCGCUGGUGCAGGUAUUGGAGAGAAACAAGCUGUUGGAGCAGAUCAGUAGUGAUGUGAUCCAUAUGCUGAGUCAGGCCGCAUUGUUCCAUGCCUACAAUUCGUCCUUACCAGACGUCGGAAUGGCUAACCGGGCCAAACUGAACUUUUCACAAUGUUGUUUGUGGAUGAGGGAUUUGAGCAGAUCUUGGCCGCCAGCGAGUUCUCAUAGGAUCUUCUUCGAAGGCUUGAUCCAAGGAGGACUCGAAUUGUCGGAAAACACGACCAAUACACAACAACCUCAAUUGGUCAGGUCAGAUCCGCCUGUAUCAGUAGGCCACCGAAACUCGAUUGGAGGCGAUGUCACUCUAGCUCCAGCCGCGCCUACGCUAGCGCCGUCAGCUUCGAUCGACUUUCUCACCUCGUCCGACAGCAACAAUACGGCUCAGGGCAGUGAUCACGCUGCCGUCGCCGCUGCUGCACUCGCACAGGCUCAGGAAGGGAUUCGACUUGCAGAUCAGACCGCUCAAAAUUCCUGGCCGUCGGAUCUACUCCAACUACCCUCAGCCUACUGGAACGAUGCGUUACCCAAUGCUACGAUGGAUCUGCAGGGUCAAGACUAUGUCGACUUCAGUCCAGCAACCGGAUUCAGUGACAUUUCCUUCAACAGCUUUCACGCCACCCCAGAGAUGGCAAGGACGAAUGGAACGUUUCCGAGGCAAAAGACGCCCAAUACCACGCUGGCCCCGCUGCAAGGAUUCGACUUUGAUAAUCCGGGUCAGGAUACCGAAGCGAGUAAUUUCCUGGUAUCAUGGAUGCUGGGAGCUCUGGGUCGGCAGUAAUUGUUCCAAACAACAACAAAUCAGCGUUUGUCAAGUGUGUUCAUGAGCCUGGACCCUAUCGAUUUGUCCACGCUGUCAUGUCCGCUGGGCUGCUGUACGAUAUGAGUCGGGCGCUAUAUCAGGAGAGUAGAGGAUGAUUCAACCGGCAGCAGAAUUUGCCUCCGAUCAGAUAUCAUUGCGAUCAGCGAUCAUGGACAUGAGUUCAUGAGUUAUGAAU
Molecule: messenger RNA, 2779 nt
Organism: Filobasidium floriforme
Lineage: Eukaryota; Fungi; Basidiomycota; Tremellomycetes; Filobasidiales; Filobasidiaceae
Product: fungal-specific transcription factor domain-containing protein
Exons: 11
Coding region: 88-2562 (824 amino acids)
Biological process (GO): DNA-templated transcription; regulation of DNA-templated transcription
Molecular function (GO): zinc ion binding; DNA binding; DNA-binding transcription factor activity, RNA polymerase II-specific
Source: RefSeq, a predicted model, not a curated record